Monomorium pharaonis (pharaoh ant) is the source of this 4956-nucleotide messenger RNA. It is a transcript of the gene Fim, whose product is annotated as plastin-2. The coding region runs from base 411 to 2306 and encodes 631 amino acids. Gene Ontology annotation, molecular function: actin filament binding; calcium ion binding. The record is from RefSeq and is a predicted model, not a curated record. Gene Ontology annotation, cellular component: cytoplasm; actin filament; actin filament bundle. Gene Ontology annotation, biological process: actin filament bundle assembly; actin filament network formation. The transcript is spliced from 4 exons. Lineage: Eukaryota; Metazoa; Arthropoda; Insecta; Hymenoptera; Formicidae.
CACUCGCGGCGCAGUCCUACCUGCGACUCCGAUCGCGUCGGGUCUGUCGAGUGUUCGACGCUGUCGGGCUAACUGUAGAGUGUCCAGAAAGGUAUUCGCGGAGAACUGAGCGGUCGGACCGUCGGUUCCGGGUAUCGAGUAUCGAGUGUCGCGCGCGUUCGCAUUCGCGCAAAGCGGUAAAAGCGCGAUCGGGUGAGAAAAACCGUCGCGAGUGCCGUAGCACGUUGCGCGCCGCAUUGUGUCACGACGUAUACGCGAGUCAUCGGGAGCCGAGAAGGACGGACGAUUCUCGACGGAGGAAGAGAGAUACGCGAGAGGGAGGGAACCGUAGGGCGUGAGAGAGAGAGAGAGAGACGGAGAAGAAGCAGCGGAGAAAGGACAGGCGGAAAAGGAUUAUAUAUUCGGGCAACAUGGCCACCGCGAUCGACGACCGGCAGGAGCUGUUGGAGCAAUUCCGAGCGAUUGAUGCGAACGGAGAUGGCUUCAUCAAUGUUACUGAGUUACGGAACGCUUUAGAUGUUUGCGGAUUUAAAAUGCCGGGCUAUAAAGUGCGCCAGAUGAUCGAGGAGUACGAUGAUAAGCAGCGGCUGGAGCACAAAGGUCGGCUCUCCUUCGAAGAAUUCGAGAAGCUCUGUAAGGAACUCAAAGCCAACGAACUGGGCUCCACAUUCAAGCAAGUUGUGUCGAAAAAGGAGAAUCUCGAGACUCUGGGUGGAAUUUCCGAGGCGUCUAGCGAAGGAACCACGCAUUCCGUCAGACUCGAGGAACAACUGGCGUUCAGCGAUUGGAUAAAUACCAAUCUGCUGCAUGAUCCCGAUUUGAAGCACCUGCUGCCCAUCGAUCCCGAGGGAAAGGCACUUUACGACAAAGUCAAAGACGGAAUAUUACUUUGUAAAAUAAUAAAUCACUCUUGUCCGGACACCAUUGACGAGCGUACGAUUAACAAGAAGAACUUGACGCUAUACAAGAAGCACGAAAACUUGACACUGGCUCUGUCCUCGGCCCAAGCUAUUGGUUGCAACAUCGUAAACAUCGACGCCCACGACCUCACUAAAGGUUCGCCUCAUUUGGUGCUGGGUCUGCUCUGGCAGAUUAUUCGAAUUGGCUUGUUCAACCAGAUCACACUCGAAAAUUGCCCCGGCCUAGCCACUCUUCUACAGGACGGUGAACGAAUUGAGGAUCUGUUGAAGUUAUCUCCUGAGUCAAUUCUUCUCAGAUGGGUGAACCAUCACUUGGAGAAUGCCGGUAUCGCCAGGCGGUGUAAUAAUUUCCAAUCUGACAUCACGGAUUCUGAGAUUUACACUUAUCUCAUCAAACAAAUCGCACCCAGCACGGCUGGUGUCACCUUGGAAGCUUUGAUGGAACCGAAUCACAUGUCUAGGGCGGAGAUUAUGCUUCAGCAGGCCGCAAAACUAGGCUGUCGUAGUUUUGUGACGCCUAGCGAUGUCGUGAACGGUAUUUACAAGCUCAACUUAGCUUUUGUUGCCAAUAUGUUUAAUAAUUACCCUGGAUUAGACAAGCCAGAAAGCAAUAUUGAAGGUUUAGAGUCUCUAGAAGAAACACGAGAGGAAAAAACCUAUAGAAACUGGAUGAACUCGAUGGGCGUUACACCGCAUGUCAACUGGCUCUACUCAGAUCUUGCUGAUGGUUUGGUAAUUUUUCAAUUGUACGAUAUCAUUAAGCCAGGCACUGUAAAUUGGAACAAAGUGCACAAGAAGUUCACAAAACUUCGAAAGUUCAUGGAAAAGCUAGAGAACUGCAAUUACGCCGUCGAGCUAGGCAAGCAGAUGAAUUUCUCGCUCGUAGGAAUCGCUGGACAAGAUCUUAAUGAUGGCAAUGCGACUUUGACAUUGGCCCUGAUAUGGCAAUUAAUGAGAUCAUAUACGUUGUCAAUUCUGACAUCUCUGGCUGGUACUCAGGGAAGUACUGUGGAAAAAGAAAUUGUUCAAUGGGUAAAUUCAAAACUUCAGGGUGCUGGAAAGACUAGCAGUAUCAAAGGAUUCCAAGAUUACUCGAUAUCGGACGGCAAAGUUGUUCUCGAUCUCAUCGACGCCAUCAAGCCCGGCUCCGUUAAUUACGAUCUCGUUAAAGAGGGCGGAACUGAAAAUGAGAGUCUAGACAACGCAAAAUAUGCGAUAUCUUUGGCGCGAAAAUGCGGUGCACGUGUCUACGCUCUACCGGAGGACAUUACAGAGGUGAAACCGAAGAUGGUGAUGACGGUAUUCGCUUGCUUGAUGGCGAUGGACUACAUUCCGAAUAUGGAUUCCGUGAAAAAUCAACAGAACAACGUAAACAACGGUCAAUAAUGUUCAAUUCGUCGUCGCAUUGUUCCACCUAAUAUGUGCCGUUUAUCUUUUGUACACAAGAACUCUUGGUCGGAUCGCACCGCCUCACGCUUCUUCCACGAGCGUAAUAUUUGUAUAUACGUAGAUUAAGUUAACUUGUUUUUGAAGAGAAUAUUAGGAAUUACUGCUAGGAAGAAUUCAUGAAAAGAGAAGGGGAACUCCUUUAGAAUUCUAACUUGAACUCUGCUGUUUAAUCCCUGUUUGUUUAUUGAAUGAAAAAAUGUGUGAGGUUUAUAACAAAAAAUGCCAAGAUGUAUACUGAAACAAUAUCACUGUAAAGUCUGGAUAUUUUUUUAUCAAAACAUAUGUCCAUAUAGUCAAUUAUCUAUGUAUGUGCGAUAUAGGAAUUCAAAAUUUAAAAUAGUUUUUGAAUAGACUUUUUAUUAUAAAAUAUGGCGAUAAUAAUUUUGACUUAAAAUUUACGAUAUAUUCAAGAUUUACAGUAUAUGGAACCGAUACUUCUCGUGUAUUUACUUACAAAAUAAGAAAGGUACAGAUUGUCAUGAGUAAGCUCAAAUCGGCACUAUUUAUUCUAAAUAUUCUUUUCUACUAUAUGUGACUGAUUGUUGUGUCUUAUUGUAUAAAGUGGAAUUCUCCUUCUCCAUUGUUUAUGCAAUCAUAUCACUCAUUUCCAUUAUACAUACAUAUACUAUGUCAAAUUUGUAUAAAUCGAUUUUAUAGUGAAUACUCGCGUAAAGAGCGAGCCAAUAAAACACAUGCUAGAAAAAUCAUCAAGAAAUAUUUAAAAUACAUAGUUACAUAUUCAGUGAAGUAUACAGGGUAUUCCGGCACUAAUUGCAACGACAGUCUUUUAAAAAAAUAUUAAUUUUGAGUCUGUGCAAAAUCAUUGAAUAUUAAAAAGAAAUGAUAAUUUUUUAUUUGUCAAGAAAUAAAAUUAAAGUUUCGUAACGCACACAUCUAUUCUAUAUACAUUUUAAGUAGAUAAAUUGUCCUGCACGUGCUACAUAAAACAAUAAUUUAAUAAAACGCAGUACAGUCAUAAAUAUAUAUUUAACACGGAAUAUACAUACGUAUUUGAUAAUCUAGAUGUAAGAGAUUUGUGAUCUAUUUAAACGAUUAUUAUUUUACGCGCUCUUAGUGAUUCACAAUAUCUAAUAGGCGAUAAUAACGGUCUAAAGUUUUCUAAUUAACUCUAUUUUUCUGCUCAUUAAUAGGAGUGAAUUUUUGAUCCAGCAUAAUUUACAAUGACUGUACAAACUAUAUAUACAUUCCUCUCUAUUUCUAUUCUGUUUUUUUAUAUUUUUAUUACACAAGAAUAUUAAUAAUUUUUUAUAUAUUACUUUGUCUGGCUCUAAACAAGAACUAAUUGAAGAAAUAUUAAAGAAGAAGGCCUUUUGAUCAUUUUUACUCAUGAAAUCUGUUUCCUCACUAGCGCGGCAGUAACUUCUAUGUCAUUAAUGUAUUCGACGUAAUGCAUACUCAAAAAAUAUCGGUCGAUUAAUCGCGUGCUUUGUAAAUGGACGACGGAUAAUAAUUAUCAUAUUGACGCACAAAAAUAAUUGUAAUCGUGCCAUUAUAAGUAUUGUGAGGUUUAAAACAUGAUUCAAUAUUUAUAAUUGAUUCGGAUUGAAACGUACUUAUGGAUCUAAAAAUGAAUACUAAAUCUAUAUUCACGAUUGCUCUCUAUGAAUGGAAAGGUUGAAAAACGCAAGUUCCUCUUAAUCUUGCAUGUCUUUGCAACAUGUUUUUCAUACACAUAAUAUAUGUAUAUACAUAUAUAGAUUGGAGAAUUAAAUGCUUUUACAAAAUAAAUGCCCCCUUUAUAAACAAGCAAAGGUUCAAUCGUAAGAUAAACCGUAGCUAAAAUUCUUUUAGAAAUAUUUUAGGACAAACGCUCCAUUGUAUGUAAUUAAUUUUUGUGCGCUAAAUUUUAAAAUUGCUGCAAGAGAUGUGAAUAUUGAUAAAAUUUAAAAAUUUAACACAUUUUCUUUGCUAUAAUUGUGUAAUUAUUAACUUAAAUUACAAUGAAUCAAUUGUUAAUUCUAAGAUAACAGAUGUUAAACACAGUUAUGGUAGAUAUGAAAAAUUGUCUACAAUGAAUUAAGUGCAAUGCAUAUUAUCGCGAUUUGGGUUACUUUGUAGAUGUAUUACUCUAUUACUUUUCCAAAUUUGUUUUUUUUAUAUAUUAAAUUUAUUGUCUUAAAGUAUCAUUAAUAUAUUCAUCAAUGUCAAAAUUGCAUUAUUAUUCCCAAGGAAACGAGGUAAAUAAAUAUGUAUGUAAACUUGUGAUUAUAACAUAUUCAUAUAAUGUAUACCAAAAAAAAUUAGGGAAAAAGAGCUAAAGCUAAAAAAUGGAAUUUAAUAUUUCGUGACGCAGAUUUGAAAUGUUUAUAUUAAUCCUGUAUGCGAUCUCACGCCAUUCAUAAAUUUUGAGGGCCAUUUGCAAUUCGACUAAUUAGAAUUAAGUAUCGCAAUCAUUGUAUAACUCAAUUUAUGAUCAUUGUAUACAUUUUAACAUAGACACAUACGCGCGUAUAUAUACACACACAUACGCAUGCAUUUUAUAUUGUGUGUGUAUGUAAACAUGCGUCCAUCGUUCUAGUUAUAAUUUAAUGUAUACGUAAUUUAAAUAAAAGAAAUUUACUAUGUA